AGGGGAGAGAAGAAGGAAGAGGAAGAGAAGGAGGAGAAGGAAGAAGAGGAGGCAGAGCGAGAGGAAGAGGAAAAGGAGGCGUCGUCGGUCGCGAGUAACUGACCCGCGCUCUUCAAGAUACGCCACGGAUAAUAACACAACGCAAAUAACGUCGGCCUCGUCGGUCGUCCUGGUCGCCAUGCAGAACGUGUCGGCGCGCAACUCCAGCUACGCGCAGACGGAGGACAUGACGUCGAAUCUGACGGUCCAGAUCGUAUUCUGCGUGUUCUACAUCGUCAUCUUCGUGCUCGGCAUAUUCGGCAACGUGCUGGUGGUCUUCGUCGUCGGGCGGAAUCGCCAGAUGCACACCGUCACCAAUCUUUUCAUCACGAACCUCGCGCUCAGCGACGUGCUGCUGUGCAUGCUGGCCGUGCCCUUCACCCCCUUGUACACCUUCAUGAACGGCUGGGUCUUCGGUAACACCCUCUGCCAUCUGGUGCCCUACGCCCAGGGGGUCAGCGUGUACAUCAGCACGCUCACGCUGACGAGCAUAGCCGUCGACCGGUUCCUGGUAAUCCUCUAUCCGUUCCAUCCGCGCAUGAAGAUCAAGAUGUGCCUGGCGAUCAUCGUGAGCAUUUGGAUGGUCGCGUUACUGGUCACCCUGCCGUACGGGCUUUACAUGCAGCAGCUGGAGGAAAAUUAUAUAUCCUUCUGCGAGGAGAACUGGCCCAGCGAGCCAUUUCGCAAGGUCUUCAGCUCGCUCACCUCGAUACUGCAGUUCGUCGUGCCGUUCUUCGUAAUCGCCUUCUGUUACAUCUGCGUGUCGAUCAAGCUGAACGAUCGAGCGCGCGCCAAACCCGGCAGCAAGACCAGCAAGCGCGAGGAAAAGGAUCGCGAGAGGAAGCGUCGCACCAAUCGGAUGCUGAUCGCCAUGGUCACCAUAUUCGGCGUGUCUUGGUUGCCGCUCAACAUCGUCAACGUCGUCGACGACUUUUACUCGGACGCCAACAGCUGGUCCUACUACAAGUUCUGCUUCUUCAUGUCGCACUGCAUCGCCAUGAGCAGCACCUGCUACAAUCCGUUCCUUUACGCCUGGCUCAACGACAACUUCCGCAAGGAAUUCAAACAGGUCCUACCAUGUUAUUCAAGGAACUCCAGCAACAGCACUCCGAGGACCAAAGAGAGCUGCAGGGGCGACAAGAUAUGUAACGGUAAUAACACCUUGCAAGAGACUCUGCUGCCCAGCACGAAAACGCAGAAUCCCGAGGGAUGCGAGAUGAUCAUUCUGGAGCAGACAACGAACAUCUCGAAGGAGCUGGAUCAACCCUCGAGCUCCUCGAAAGAUUUCAACGACGCGGCUCUGUGAGGGAAAAGAAGCUCUAACCGUCAUACCGGGAAUGUGCCAUCAGCAUCGCCGUGAUCGAAAAGCUGUCGAUCGGAUAAAUCAAAAGGUAUACAGAAAGGAAGCUACAAGAACAACGGGUGUUUACUAUGGAUCCUACACAAUAUAUCGUGUACGCGUGCUUGUGACGUAAUUAAAAAAAAAAUAAUAUUACACGUACUAGCGAUAAGAGCAUGCAUGUAUCAAGCUACGGGCGAUAGGCUCGAGAAUAAAAAGCGUUAUAAAGAAUACGAAUUAUAAUUAUAAUUACGUCUUGAUCAAAAUGGCCUGUCCACGAUGUAUUUACUUUCAAUCAUAAUAAAUGGCGCUUCUGUAAUAUA
Messenger RNA from Temnothorax curvispinosus, 1701 nucleotides. RefSeq names its product prolactin-releasing peptide receptor-like. Gene Ontology annotation, biological process: G protein-coupled receptor signaling pathway. The transcript is spliced from 3 exons. The record is from RefSeq and is a predicted model, not a curated record. Gene Ontology annotation, molecular function: neuropeptide binding; neuropeptide Y receptor activity. Gene Ontology annotation, cellular component: neuron projection; plasma membrane. Lineage: Eukaryota; Metazoa; Arthropoda; Insecta; Hymenoptera; Formicidae. The coding region runs from base 179 to 1345 and encodes 388 amino acids.